Molecule: messenger RNA, 2157 nt
Organism: Colletotrichum graminicola M1.001
Lineage: Eukaryota; Fungi; Ascomycota; Sordariomycetes; Glomerellales; Glomerellaceae
Product: nonselective cation channel
Exons: 6
Coding region: 1-2157 (718 amino acids)
Source: RefSeq, a predicted model, not a curated record
AUGUCGGAACGCAGCCGGCGGACGCGCCUCCAGCUCCCGGAAGAACGACCGCUCCUGCAACGGGACCGCCCCAGCCACAGCUCUGAGAUUCAAGUCCCGCUCUACGGCUGCAUGCCCAACCCUCACAGCCAUUUGCCAGUCUACACAAACAUCCACCGCAUCCGACGAGAUAUCACCUCCAUUGUCGAAGAUCACCUGAGUUUGGAGCAGCUGCGUGAUGUAAGAAUCAACAUCGCUGUGGUCCGCCCGCUUGUCGACAAGUUGUAUGGGCUUGACGAUAUAUCUAUCGUUUAUUGCUUGCUUGUCAAUCGCGCUCAAUUUCUGUAUGAACAAUCUCACCUGAACAACCGGCAAAAUGUCAACUACAGUCGCGCAGUGCUUUGUGAGCUGGUGGCAACACGUAUCCUAAGACGCUUCAGCGAAGACAAUGAAGGGCCCGACGGCUUGGUGCUCCUCGCACACAUUCUGGUUGCUGGCUUUGAGCCCUUUCAGAUGGCUCCGGCCGGGAUUCGUGAGGCGGCAUCAACAGAGACAUAUAGGAGCUAUAAUCGCAUGCUUCCCUCGCUCGAGAUUGCCAUCUUGACUGAGAGCAAAUACUUCCUCAGUACCACCCCCUGCCAGAAAGUUGUCGACGCUAUUUACAAAGGCCGUAUUGUUUACACCCCUUCCAGCUUCAUGGAUAUCAUUCCGGAUCACUACAAGCUUAAGCCCAUAUCGCUGUAUAACCCCCGCGAGGGCCCACUGCUUGACCAGUACCGGCUUCUUGUACCCCGUACGCGGAACGUUCUAGAGGUUUUCCAGUUCUUGAUCCUACUCGCUCUUUAUCUCUUCGUUAUGGCCGAACGCAAACCAGAAACAUUCACUGUUCUGGAAGGCUGCUUCGCCAUUUAUGCCUUUGGUUGGUCUCUUGAUCAGUUUGCGACAAUUUUGGAGCAUGGGUGGCACGUGUACACGCAAAACCUGUGGUCCUUCCUUGAUGUAGGCUUCAUCGGCAUAUAUAUCGUGUAUGCGGUUCUCCGCAUACAUGGUGCGCGUGUUGGUGAGCUUGUCCCUAAGCAACAGGCACUCGACGUACUCGCAAUGGGUGCAUCGGUAUUGGUCCCGCGGCUAGCCUUUAACUUGUUAUCGGACAACCUCGUGUUCCUCUCACUACGCUCCAUGAUGUCGGACUUUGUUCUCCUGACGUUCUUGUCGGCGUGGUGCUUUGGCGGGUUUCUCCUGUCUCUCCUUUGGCUUGGCGAAGGCACCCACCCUCCAGUUACUAUCAGUAAGUGGAUGCUGUGGAUAUGGUUCGGUCUUGACGGAACAGGAAUCAAUGAAUCGGUUAUGUUCCACCCAAUCUUAGGCCCUGUACUGAUGGUGGCUUUCGCCUUCUUGGGCAACACUUUGUUCCUCACCAUCCUUGUAUCGAUGUUGUCCAAUACCUUCAGCACCAUUGUUAAGAACGCCACUGCUGAAAUCCAAUUCCGCAAGGCCGUCUUGACACUGGAGGGGGUCAAGGGCGAUGCAAUAUUCGCGUACCAACCUCCCUUCAACAUCCUGGCAGUGUUCGUUCUCAUCCCUCUUAAAUUCAUCUUUACUCCGCGAUGGUUCCAUAAGAUACAUGUAGCGAGCGUCAGGCUGGUCAACCUUCCGCUUCUACUCAUCAUCGCCGUGGCCGAACGCAGACUUCUUUGGCCGCCGCCGCAGCCAGAAAAGCCAAAGUCGGAUGGUCUGACCUUGUACCCGAGGGUCAAGCAGUGGUUCUGGGAAAAGUGGCGUAUAACAGCCCAUCGCGACAUCAGAGCCGUGUUUGACCUGCCGCCACCCGAGUCCGUAGAGGAGGAGAUUGCAGUGGACGACGAGCUCACCCACCACCUGAUCCGGCGGCAAUUCACAAGGUCCGUUACGGACGCCACGAUGCGGAAAAAGUCACCUCAUAGGAGAGAUUCUAUGUUCCCAGGUGUCUCGUCCAAGUUGCGCAGGUCUUUUACAGGUAGCGAGGAUAUGCAUGACGUUAGCAGCAGGCUUGAAGCGCUCGAACUGACGACCCAGAGGAUUGAGAAUCUCUUGGCACGAUUGGUGGAAUCGGGGGACUAUUCUGACAACAACUUUGGCACCGGGGGGAGCGGCACUCUUCGUGAUGGCGAUAUGUCUUUGACCCAGUCACCGAAAUAG